AUGGACCCAAAAAUAAAAGAAUACAUCGACAAUGCAUGUCAGGCAACCAUGUCAAUGCUGAUAGAGAAAGUGAAGGAACUGAUAGGACAACAAGCCGAAACCCAAAGACAAUGGAAUGAACAAAUGCAAAAUACCAUGAAUGAACGUUUUAACAAACUGGAGCAGGUUGGCAUGAUGAGUUAUGUCAUGGAUCCAAACAAUAACCAUGCGAACGAAGAAGAGAGUAACAACCAAACAAUAACAACAAUAUGUUCACCACCAGAAGUAAGGGAGAAUAUCCCACAAGGUAAUUACCCACCUACCUCUUUACUUAACAAUAUGAUAGUCAAUGCAGGCCUGUCAGACGCAACAAUAUGUACAAACGGUGAACCAAUAAUAGCAAAAAACAAAGCACGGAAAUAUCUAUCAAUUAAUUACUCAACACUAAAGCAGCUGCCAACAGUUCAAGGACUAUGGAAAUCAAUAGCAUUUGGAAGCUAUAUUGAACUCACUGAAUUUGCAUACAAAAACAUAAAAGAAAGUGCAAAAUAUCAUCAUGAUGAUCUACCAUUGCAGGCCUCAGAAGGUGGAUAUAUAGCUAUUCGCAAAUGA
Messenger RNA from Dentiscutata heterogama, 591 nucleotides. NCBI's taxonomy places the organism in Eukaryota, Fungi, Glomeromycota, Glomeromycetes, Diversisporales, Gigasporaceae. The record is from the annotation of a GenBank genome assembly.